Messenger RNA from [Torrubiella] hemipterigena, 1629 nucleotides. Lineage: Eukaryota; Fungi; Ascomycota; Sordariomycetes; Hypocreales; Clavicipitaceae. The record is from the annotation of a GenBank genome assembly.
UGCUGCUGUAAGGUAUUAUUCCUUUAUUGGAGACUGUACAGUGUAUAAUUAUAAUUAAAAUAAUCCAUAUUUGAAAAGAAGAAGGAGAAGCUUAUGGAAAAUAAUAGAAUAUAUGUACUUUACUUAAAUCCGGGCGCCGAUAUCCAUAUACGCCGGCCGGCGUUUAUGGCGGCCCAAUUUUCCGGUAUGAUUCCAGAAGACGUAGAGUGGGAAAGCCAACGCUUAUAGAAGAAUCGCUCGACGUUGCGCCAUAGGGCUUCCCAAUUUGGCUAUUUUCCUGAUUGAGCUAAUUUAACCUCUCGCCUUUAGCGACCACGCGUGGCGCUAAUACUGGCAACGCUAGUGCUCCGUCCACUACCGCGCGAUGACAAUUACCAAUCACCAAUUACUAACUUCAUUCUACGGCGAUUUAACACCGGAGCGGAAUCUUGUUGCAACACUGACAAAGAAAUGCGGACUUAAACUCCGGCCAGUUCGACAUUAGAGAGUAGCUAUAGUAGAAAUAAAUAGUAUAAAUAAUAAUGCCAGUGCCGUUGAAUAUUACAAUGGAAUCUAUCUAAAGACCAUCUAGAAUCACGUCCCUACACAAUGUCUACACCAAACAAGACGCUCAUCUUCAAACAAGUGCCUAAUGGCAUGCCCAUCGCGGGCCAAGAUCUCGUUGUUGAGAACCGCCCUAUCUCGCUAGAUACCGCGCCUAAAGAUGGUAUUCUAAUUGCCAUUUUGCGCUCCUCAUACGAUCCGUAUCUGCGCGGGCGUAUGCGAGCGCAGACGACGCAGUCUUACACAGGGGCCUUUGAUAUUGACAGCCCCGUGGUCAACUAUGGCAUCGCCAAGGUGCUCAAAAGCAACAGCCCUGACUUUGUCGAGGGCGAGCUGGUCAAGGGCAUCUUCCCCAUUGCCCAAUAUGCUGAGGUAUCGAAGCCCGGGAUUCAGACCGUGACCAAGAUUCACAAUCCACUCAACCUCGAUGAGGGCAUUUUUCUUGGUCCCCUGGGUAUGCCAGGCCUGAGCGCGUGGUCGAGUUUAUACAAGAUUGGCCAACCCAAGAAGGGCGAGACCAUCUUCAUCAGCUCGGCCGCUGGCGCUGUGGGCCAGGUCGUCGCGCAGAUUGCCAAGCACGAAGGCCUUACGGUCAUUGGCUCCGUUGGCAGCCAAGAGAAGCUUGACUUUAUUCUCAAUGACAUUGGCUUCGAUGGCGGCUUCAACUACAAAGAAGAAACGGCCGAAGAUGCUCUCAAGCGCUUAGCCCCAGAGGGCAUUGAUAUCUACUACGACAAUGUUGGUGGUGAACAACUCGAUGCCGCCCUCAACGCUUUGAAAGUCAAAGGCCGCAUUGUUGGUUGUGGCAUGAUUGGCGAGUACAACAAGGCUCCUGAAGAGCGCUAUCGCAUUAAGAACUUGGGCAACAUUAUCGCGAAGCAACUAAACUACCGUGGUUUUGUCGUCAGCGACCCUGAAUACGGGCCCGCCUACGCUAAGGAGCACUAUGAGGCAAUCGCUGAGUGGAUUUCAAACGGCUCCUUUACACCCAAGCUGCAUUACACUGAGGGUAUUGACCACGCUGCGCAGGGCUUUGUCGACAUGCUUGUGGGCAACAAUUUUGGCAAGGCAGUCCUAAGAAUAUGA